Molecule: messenger RNA, 6208 nt
Organism: Dama dama (fallow deer)
Lineage: Eukaryota; Metazoa; Chordata; Mammalia; Artiodactyla; Cervidae
Gene: CHID1
Product: chitinase domain containing 1
Exons: 11
Coding region: 117-1280 (387 amino acids)
Biological process (GO): carbohydrate metabolic process
Cellular component (GO): extracellular region
Molecular function (GO): oligosaccharide binding; chitin binding
Source: RefSeq, a predicted model, not a curated record
GGCGCCGCGGCGGCCUGUGGUGGCGUCAGCGCCUCGACCUCGUAGCCUCGGUUCUCCUCCGCCGAGCGAGCCUGCGGGCGGUGCGUGUGAAAGCCGGAGGCGCGGCGUGAGGGAGAAUGGGCGUGACGGCGCGUGUGGCUGAGAGGAGCCCCCUGGACCCCGAGGUUAGACCCUGCUGCGACCCGCUCAGCAUGCGGGCACUCCUGAGCAUGCUCUGGCUUGCCCUGGCCUGCAGCUCUGUGCACGCCACCCUGUCGAAGUCAGAUGCCAAAAAGGCUGCCUCGAAGACACUGCAGGAGAAGACUCAGGUUUCGGGCAAGCCCGCCCAGGAGCGGGGUCUGGUGGUGACGGACCUCAAGGCUGAGGACAUCGUCCUUGAGCACCGCAGCUACUGCUCGGCCAAGGCCCACAAGAAGCACUUCGCCGGGGACGUCCUGGGCUACGUCACACCGUGGAACCGACACGGCUACGAUGUCGCCAAGAUCUUCGGGGGCAAGUUCACCCAUGUCGCCCCCGUGUGGCUGCAGCUGAGGAGGCAUGGCCGCGAGAUGUUCGAGGUCACAGGCCUGGACGACGUAGACCAAGGGUGGGUGCGGGCAGUCAGGAAACAAGCCAAGGGCCUGCGCAUAGUGCCCCGUCUCCGGUUCGAGGACUGGACGUACGAGGACUUUCAGAGCGUCCUGGACAGCGAGGAUGAGAUUGAGGAGCUCAGCAGGACUGUCGUCCAGGUGGCCAAGGGCCAGCACUUCGACGGCCUGGUGGUGGAGGUCUGGAACCAGCUGCUGGUCCAAAAGCAUGUGGGCCUUGUUCACCUGCUCACCCACAUGGCUGAGGCGCUGCACCAGGCCCGGCUGCUGGCUUUCCUGGUCAUCCCGCCAGCCGUCGCCCCGGGGACAAACAAGCUGGGCAUGUUCACGAACACAGAGUUUGAGCAGCUGGCGCCCGUGCUAGACGGCUUCAGCCUUAUGACCUACGACUACUCCACAGCACAGCCGGCUGGCCCCAACGCACCGCUGCCCUGGGUGCGAGCCUGCGUCCAGGUCCUGGACCCCAAGUCCAAGUGGCGGAGCAAGAUCCUGCUGGGGCUCAACUUCUACGGCAUGGACUACUCGGCCUCCAAGGACGCCCGCGAGCCCAUCAUCGGGGCCAGGAGUGUCCCUGACACGGCACAGGUGGCCUGCCACCCCGGCGUCCUCCGCUGUGGCCUGGAUGAGCCCUUGGUGUUCCCGGCCGCGCGGUCGCGCUCCUGCUCGGUGUCGGCUGUCUGUGCUGAGCUCUGAAGCUGCUGCUGCGCAGACAGCCUGGGCGCUUCAUCCCAUGACCUGCUCACACCCACGUGGUCUCCACACUCGUCCCUGCCCAGCCCCACUGCACUGCGACAACCACGCGCCUUCACGGAGAUUUGUUCACGUUCUUUGCACCUGGUUUUCCCUGCGCUUUUUAAACCUUGGGGCUUAUCCUUUUUAUCGUGUUUGGGAAGAUAGUAGCCAGCUUCUCAGCUCUCCCUUUCUCUCCUCCCUUUCCAGGCCCACGACACUCGUGUGUCAGGCGGUCUCUCGCCCCUGCCCGGCGACCCUCACUUUGUCUCGGGGGGCUCUGUUUCUGUUUUCUCUGGCUCAGUUUUCCUUGCUGUCUUCAAGCCCACACACCGUUUCCUGGUCGUGUCCUACGCGGGGUCUCUCCCUCCCGUGUAUCCCGGUAGCUCUCGUCUGGGGUUUUGUCUGGGACGCCAAGUGUGUGUGUGGAGGCUGCCGGGCAGGCCAGCCCUGUCCCCUCCGUGUCCCCGAGCGGCGCUCUGGGGGCCUCUGCUCGGGCCACACGUGUGCUUCACCCAGCCGCGCACUCUCAGCCCCCUGUCCUCACGCUGUGAGCUGCCGCGACCCCUGAACGCUGUGAGCUGUCCCGUGAGCAUGGACGGUCCUGAGGCCAGUGAUCCGAGUGUGUGUGCCCACUGCUGCCCCCCUGUGGGCAGGAUCACCUGCAGGCCCGCUGGCCGUGGGGACACAGCACGCGGCCCAGCGCCUGAGCACCGGCUACUUGCCCGCUGGCCUUGCCCCGCCCGUGCUGUGCUCCCUCGGGGCUGCCCUGCGGAGGGACAGGCCGCUGGGUUGGCCCUUGGUUGGCCUCGGGAGUUCCAGGAGGCUGUUCGGCAGCCACCCACCCGGCGGGGUGCCACACGUGUUUCCUGGGCGAGUCCCUGGAGUCGGGAGCGCCGUAGGGGGAAGCUGGACAGGAAGGCUCUGCCCUGGGCUUGCUGAGGUCACCCAGCUGAGGGGUCCCCCACCGUGCCUGGAGGCAGAACAGGGAGGGCAGCCUGUGGGGGCAGGGCAGAGGGUUCCCGGGCCCAGGGGCGUGCCAGGGACCACCCCAGAGGGCGCAGACCCCAGAGGGUGCCGCCCGCUUCCCUUGACCUCCAGGCGCCCACUCGGGUCCUGCCCAGGGCGCUUACACUGGGGAGAGGCUGAAGGAGGUCGAGGUGGGGUGACUGCUGUUCUGAGGGGUUAUGUGGGUCUCUGAGGGGCCAUGGGCAGGGGGCUGCUGGGAAAUCUCGCCAAGGCCCUUCCUCCCAAGGCCUCAGCAGGGUGGACGGCCAGGGAGACGAGCCCUGGGGCUCUGCUCCAACCCCCUCGGCCGCUGGAGGCCCAGCAGAGCCCAUCCGAGAGCCCCUCCCUCGGCCUGGUGACCACGCCCACUGCCACCUCCUCCCCAGGGCCCUGGGGCGUAUGCUGCCUCUGCCCUGGGGGAGCCUUGGGCAGGGGCUGGCCCUGGUUGCCCUGACACCCUCUGCCCACAGCCGAUUCCUUCCAGACCAUCCCCCGCAUCCUCAGGCCUGGGGGCUCUGGGGACAGGGGCAGAGCCUCUGCGGGGCAGGGAGUAGCCCCCCUCAGGCGCGUCUGGGGUGCCAGAUGGGAGAGUUCAGCGAGGCCCCAGAUGGAGGCCUGUCUGGGGGGUGGGGGGGCUGCCUCUGCAGGGAGUGGGUGUAUUCACAGGCCCAGGGCCCCGGAGUCACAGCCCACCAGGACGCGCCCCUCACUGGACACCCCCGGGAGCCCUGAGCGGGCGACCAGCAGGUGUGGGGGCAGUGAGCCUGGGGCCAUGGCGCCCUGCUGCCCUCCCGAUAGCAGCCCAGGCCGGCCUGUCCCCGGGCCACCCACCCUCCCGGCUCAGCCUCCCCGGCGCUGACCUGGCCGUGUGUGGCAGGCAUCCCCGGGCCCCUCCAGGGACAGCGGGGGAUCAGCGCCUUCCCAUCUGCUCCUCACACAGCCGGGGCCUCCAGCAGGGGCGGGAGGCCGGCUCUGCCUGCCGGGGAGUGGGAGGGGUCUCAUGGCCCCCCGCCUGCCUCGGCGGGGAGGCGGUCUGCACUCUGGAUGCGCUGGCCACUGCCUCUGCUCUCCAGCCCGGGUGACUCAGAGGCCCCAUCGCCCCACGGCCUCACUGCUCCCCGACCUUGAGAGUCGCGGUGGCCGUGAAACAGCCUCGGGAGGCUGGGCACCCCACGUGCAGACUCAUGACCCCCACAGGCCUGGGUGCUGAUCCAGGGGUCACCGUGGUUGCUGACCCCCACUCUGGGAGUCUGCCGCACUGCCCUGGUGGUCAGGGUGCCCGCCCAGCCCCCUGAAGGCCCCCAGGCCAAGUGGGCCCACACUCCCCUGCAGCAUCCAGACUGGGCUUGCUGCCUCUGCUCAGGGGCCGCCGGGACCUCUGUGAGAGCCAGCCCCGGCAGAACACAGCCAGACGGGCCCAGGGCUGGGCUAUGCCCGGCAAUACUCCCCCACCACUCACGGGCCAGGGGGCGCGGGGUUGAGGCCACAGGGCUUGGGGAGGCUGCCCGUGCGGCCCUCCUGCCCGGGUCUUGCGCCGCCUUGGACGGGGCUGGCAGCUCCCGCGGCUCUGGGUCUGGCCCAUCUCCGCUGAGACCCUCUCCUCCACCGGCCCCUGGGCCUCGUGGUCCCCCCUGGGCUCCCGAGCCUCCUGCCCUCACUCUGUGCCCGGGGCCUCCCUGUGCACCUUUGACCACUCGUCGCAUCCCUGCCUGGUCUCCCCUAGGGGACGCUCCAGGGGUCCCACGGGGGUGCUGCUGCCUGUGGGUGACGUGAGGUCUUCCGUGUAAACUGCCUGUGGGUCCUGGGAGCUGAGAUGGGGGAAGGGGUGCCUCCUCGCAUCGCCUGUGGCGGUGCCCACCGGACUACCCGUGUGGGCCUGCAGCAGAGGACCCUGUGCCUUCCACAUGCCCAGCCAGGUCCUCAGCAGCUCGGAGGCGGCGCCCUCCGGGGCGGGUCCUGUGUGGAUUGCAGCACCAGCCAUGUCUCGCCCAGGGGCCCUGAGUCCUGCAGGGGCCACGGCAGAGAGCGCAGGGUUCCCAGGCCCCAGUGGGGGGUGGGAAGCCCACCCCGGGCUGGUCUCCCCGUCGCCCUGACAGCCCCCUUCCGCCUGCUCUCUGCUCGCUCACCCAGAGUGGGGGGGCCAUGCAGCUCGUCUCUGGGCCCUGAAUCCUCCGCCGACCUGUCUGCUGUGUCUUCGUCUGUGAUUCUCUUUGCUGUUCCCUGAACCCUUCUUCCCGAAGGCUGACAACUUUUUUGAGCGGGGAGGUGUCAUUCACACGCUGUAAGGUCCGCUGUGGCAAAGCGCCUGACUCAGCAACGUUCAGAACCUCGUCAGGCUGCGCGGCCACCUCUGUUUCCGCAACGUCUCGGCGGCCCCCCCCCGGCCCCUGAGGCCCCUGACCUGGGAUGGGGUCCGUCUGUGACUUGCCUGGGCGGGACGUUUCUCAGAGACGGGUCAGGCGGCCGAUGGCCGAGGCCUUCCGUUUUAGCUCAGGGACCGCGCGGCCCCGUCUGUGCCUUUCGCUCAUUCACCCCUGCUGCCCACCGCAGCCCCUCCACCUGGGCCGCCCCUGGGGUCCUGCUCUCACUCCACAGCGGUCUGCUCAGCUGUCCCCACCCAGGGCGCUCACUCCCUGCCCCUCCACCUCCCACCCCAGUGAGCAUGGCGUCCUGAGUGGACUCAGCCCUGGCACUGCCCGGCCUUAGCCUCUGGGAUGAGGAACUGACCCCAACAGAGAGCAGCCUCAGCUGCCCCCACAGCCCACCUGCUCCAGCAGGCAGCCCCCCGUGAGGAGUGCGUGGCCAGGGCUCCCGAAACCCCAGGGCCUGGAGCCAGCUGCUGAGCAGCAUCUGCCCGACCCAGGACAGGACUUGGGGGCUCAGAAACGUCCACCCCACCCCACGUCCCAGAUCACCUUAGCCUCAGGGCAGACGGCUCCAAAGCGGCAAGUGAUCCUUGUGAUUCUAGGAGCAUGACUGUGGUUAAGGAUGAUGCCAUCAUUUUGGACAAUUGGAGCUGGUGUGGGGGGGGUUGUGGGUCCUGGCCCAGACCCUGUGGGGAGCCCCACGUCCUCCACCGUGGAUUCCCCACUGCUCUGUCCAGCCCUGCCCCCCCAGCACCCCACUGGCAUCAGUGGUCCAGCCCAAAGCACACAGUGCCCCCCUGGGCUCGGGGGCGGGCCGGCCGCGCCUCCCGCCUCAGCCUGUCUGGGCGCUGGCUGCUGGCCAGGGAGAUGCCGUGCGGGCUGCAGGCCCCACUGUCCCGACCACGCGGCGCCCUGGAAACCAGCUCGUCUGCCGUGUGUGUUGGGGGCAGGUCUGAAACCGGUGCCUUUUGGCAGUGAGGCAGGCCCACCACAGGCCUAGGGCAGCUGCGUCCACAGCGGGGAGGCAGGGAGGACAGCCUGGGUCCCCAGGGGGCUCGGACGCCGGUGUUUCCCUGGAAAGGGGGCGAGGGCACGCGGAGCCGCGGCUGCUCCCAGGGCUUGCUCGCGCGUCCCCAGCGGGUGGGGCCCAGGAGCGCCGUCUGUGCCUCCCGGCCGGUGCUGCACCCACAUUGCAGAGCCUCGGUCCACCCGUGGUGCUGUCGGGUCAGGGCAGUGUCCCGGCCCCCACAUCUCAGCAGCCUGUCGGGACCCUUGUUCCCCCCCAGCCACAGCCCCGGCCCAGGUGUUCAAGAACCCACCCUGUGGUCCUGCUUCCUGGCAUUCAUCGUGCCCAGGCCACCCCACGUGGCCCUCCCACCCCGCCUGGUGUCGCUGGCAUUUCACGGACCACUGGGGGUCGACAUGCUGCCCCGGUUAGCCUUGACCUGCUGUGAUGGCAAAGGCCGCCCCCACCCGUCUGGGUGGGCGGAGUAGGGCUCCGCACCCACAGCCCGUCUC